Messenger RNA from Procambarus clarkii (red swamp crayfish), 852 nucleotides. NCBI's taxonomy places the organism in Eukaryota, Metazoa, Arthropoda, Malacostraca, Decapoda, Cambaridae. The record is from RefSeq and is a predicted model, not a curated record.
AUGUCAAGACCAAUUAAGCAAGUUGCACCGCCUGCACUGCAACUUGACGCGUUAACUUGCACGGAAUACACCAUCCGGCUAAAAUUAAUUAUACCUGGGUCGUGUGAGACCUUGCUUAAGAUCUAUAAGCAUCGAGACGUCCGCCGCCUCAAGCCCUCUACACCCACCAAGACGUCUGCCUCCUCAAGCCCUCUACACCCACCAAGACGUCCGCCUCCUCAAGCCCUCUACACCCACCAAGACGUCCGCCUCCUCAAGCCCUCCACACCCACCAAGACGUCUGCCUCCUCAAGCCCUCUACACCCACCAAGACGUCCGCCUCCUCAAGCCCUCUACACCCACCAAGACGUCCUCCUCCUCAAGCCCUCCACACCCACCAAGACGUCCGCCUCCUCAAGCCCUCCACACCCACCAAGACGUCCUCCUCCUCAAGCCCUCCACACCCACCAAGACGUCCGCCUCCUCAAGCCCUCCACACCCACCAAGACGUCCUCCUCCUCAAGCCCUCCACACCCACCACCAAGACGUCUGCCUCCUCAAGCCCUCUACAGACGUCCUCCUCCUCAAGCCCUCCACACCCACCAAGACGUCCUCCUCCUCAAGCCCUCUACACCCACUAAGACGUCCGCCCUCCUCAAGCCCUCCACACCCACUAAGACGUCCGCCUCCUCAAGCCCUCUACACCACGUCUGCCUCCUCAAGCCCUCUACACCCACUAAGACGUCUGCUUCCUCAAGCCCUCUAAGACGUCCUCCUCCUCAAGCCCUCCACACCCACCAAGACGUCCUCCUCCUCAAGCCCUCCACAAGCCCACCAAGACGUCCUCCUCCUCAAGCCCUCCACACCCACUAA